AUGACCGGUUCAAAGUUGGAAACUUUCAAACAUACAGAUCUCAAAAUUGAAGUUACAAAGGAUAGAAAACCUUUGCUCCCUGAAAAUGAAUUAGUUUUUGGCAAGCAUUUCACUGAUCAUAUGAUAACCAUCGAGUAUACCAGCGAAAGUGGCUGGAGUCAGCCUGUCAUUAAGCCUUAUGGUAAACUUGAGCUUGAACCUUGUGCUACAGUAUUUCAUUAUGGUUUUGAGUGUUUCGAAGGUAUGAAAGCUUACAGGGAUGCAGAAGGUCAUGUCAGACUUUUCCGCCCCGAAAUGAAUAUGGAUCGUUUGAAUAAAUCAUCCUCCCGCUUGGGUUUACCCACAUUUGAUCCCGAAGAACUUAUUAAAGUCAUUGUUGAGUUUUUACGUAUUGAAGAUCGUUGGAUACCUUCUAAGCGUGGCUAUUCAUUGUACCUUCGUCCUACCAUGAUCAGUACCCAACCUUCAUUAGGUGUGCGUGCACCUUCAUCUGCUUUAUUGUUCGUCAUUGCCAGCCCUGUCGGCCCUUAUUUUGCGACAGGUUUCAAGGCUGUAAGUCUGUUAGCUUCAACCGAUUAUGUUCGUUCUUGGCCUCAAGGUACUGGUGACUGUAAAGUAGGUGGUAAUUAUGCUCCCUGUGUCAAACCCCAAACCAUUGCCGCUCAACAAGGCUACCAACAAAAUCUGUGGCUCUUUGGUGAGGACCACAAAGUAACCGAAGCUGGUACCAUGAACUUCUUCAUGCUGUGGAAGAAUGCCGAUACAGGUCGUCCCGAACUCAUCACCCCUCCUUUGAACGGUCUUAUUCUUCCUGGUGUCACUCGCAACAGCAUUAUCGAAUUAGUAAAGUCAUGGGAACCUGAGACGGGUAUUAUUAUGCGUGAAACUGAAGUGACAAUGGACGAAAUCAUUCAAGCAGUAGCAGAAAACCGUGUUCUCGAAAUGUUCGGUGCUGGAACUGCUUGUAUUGUAAGCCCUAUUAAGCGUAUUGGUUUCAAUGGUAAAGAUCUCGAUAUUCCUUUAGACCCUUCUGAUCCUCAUUCUGAGGCUGGUCCUUUGACGAAGAAGAUCAAUGAUGCCAUUAUGGAUAUCCAAUAUGGUGUUGUCAAGCAUCCUUUCUCUCGCGUAGUCUACUAA
Molecule: messenger RNA, 1137 nt
Organism: Mycotypha africana
Lineage: Eukaryota; Fungi; Mucoromycota; Mucoromycetes; Mucorales; Mycotyphaceae
Product: branched-chain amino acid aminotransferase
Exons: 3
Coding region: 1-1137 (378 amino acids)
Biological process (GO): L-leucine biosynthetic process; L-valine biosynthetic process
Cellular component (GO): mitochondrion
Molecular function (GO): branched-chain-amino-acid:2-oxoglutarate transaminase activity
Source: RefSeq, a predicted model, not a curated record